AUGCUCUCCGAACUUGAGAACAUUAAUGAAAAGAAUAUUUCACAGGUUAGCGAUAAUGGCGAGGAGUUCGCCGUAGGUCUAUGGGCCCAGAUUAAGCUUAUUACAAUACGGAUGACUAAAUUAAUCUAUCGGAACCCCGAAUAUGUCAACAACAAGUUCGCAUUACACAUCAUUACAGGUCUCUUCUCCGGCUUCACCUUUUGGCAGAUCGGUAAUAGCGUUAGCGACCUCAACCUACGCAUGUUUGCAACCUUUCAGUUUGUCUUUAUUGCACCGGGAGUUAUCAAUCAACUACAGCCUCUUUUCAUCGAGAGGCGCGAUAUCUACGACGCUCGAGAAAAGAAGUCGAGAAUGUACACCGGGAUUGGUCAAUUCAUCGCGGCAUACGCACCGAAUGCAACGGUAGCAGUACUCGCCAACCCUAUCUUCAUCUUCACUACCGUUGGCUACUACGGCGUCUUCGUACCGUACGAAUAG
This is a messenger RNA of Exophiala aquamarina CBS 119918, 477 nucleotides long. RefSeq lists its product as uncharacterized. Gene Ontology annotation, cellular component: membrane. The coding region runs from base 1 to 477 and encodes 158 amino acids. Gene Ontology annotation, molecular function: ABC-type transporter activity. The transcript is spliced from 2 exons. Lineage: Eukaryota; Fungi; Ascomycota; Eurotiomycetes; Chaetothyriales; Herpotrichiellaceae. The record is from RefSeq and is a predicted model, not a curated record.